Messenger RNA from Macrosiphum euphorbiae (potato aphid), 591 nucleotides. The record is from the annotation of a GenBank genome assembly. Lineage: Eukaryota; Metazoa; Arthropoda; Insecta; Hemiptera; Aphididae.
AUGGAUCAAACUUUUAAAAAAUACAAAUUCAAGGUAGAUAUAGGUGCAAGAGAAAGAAUACCAUUGCUAGGGCUAAAUCAUAAUAAGACCCAAACCAUCGGUAAUACCGCAGUGGAACCGACGGCUGUAACAAACCAGCCAUUAACGAAGUUAUCCCGUGAAUUACUCACUCAGGAAGUAUCUUCUGAAACUGAUACUCCUAAAGUGAUCCCAAUUGAAAAAUUCAACGUUGGUACGCCAAAUAAUUUAAUCAUUCAUUCGGAUCAAGUACCAACAACCUCGUCGGCAAUACGACCAACACCUGUGCAGUCGAUAAACUCAAUUCAGAAUAACAAUACCGUGGCAAUCCAGCCUAUACUUGAAGGUCUCCGUUUUGCACUCAAGCCUACAGUUGAAGAUCUCCGUUUUGCAAUCAAUGGCUUCCAAGGGCAGUUAGUAGGGUGCUUUGUUUGUAACAAAAGUGCAACUAUGGUGUGCAGUGAUUGUAAGGUGGCGAAAUACUGUUCAGAUUCGUGCCGACAACGUCACUGGUACGCGGAGCACGUUUUUGACUGUAAAGAACUGCGAAGAAAAAAUGGAAACAGCGCUUGA